Messenger RNA from Gongylonema pulchrum, 1026 nucleotides. The record is from the annotation of a GenBank genome assembly. Lineage: Eukaryota; Metazoa; Nematoda; Chromadorea; Rhabditida; Gongylonematidae.
AUGUUGACGUUAUCGAAGAAUGUAUUCAGACAUCGACGAUUUCGUACGCCGCUUGAGAACGCAUUUGUGGCAAUAACAAAGGAUGCAUCAUCGGCCUAUUAUCAUGUGAUGAGUCAAGGGACAGCUGAUUUGAUGCUCAGUGCCUGCGCUCACGUUUGGUGCGAUAAUGCACUGGAACCGUUCACCGAAAGCUUGCAUAAGCGAGUGCUCGAUUUCUAUCAAAGGAAUACUAUGACUGGAUUUUGUCUGGUUUUGGGCUAUCGAACACUGGGUUGCACCGUUUCGGACGUCCUCAGCGAGAGGUUCAUUGACAUCCCAUUACCGGAAAAAGUUGAAGCUUUCAAUGAGAAUCGCUCAUUGCCAAGAUCAGUUAGUCUGGACAUUGAAUGCCUGAAAACGUUCUAUCGUCAAAAACCGAUACAAACUGCGUAUGAAUGUUGCGAGGAAGUAAUGCGUGGACAAACACUGUGCGGCCUGGUCGUCUUCCAGCAUCAAGCGCGAAGUGAUGUGGUUGAAAUGGUGGAACAGCUGGAUCGCGCUUGCGUCCGUUUCGUCUAUUUCUCAAAAGAGAACGAAUUGCGUAGCCGAGUUUUCGCUGAGAAACUGGGUUUGGAAGCGGGCUGGAAUUGCCAUAUAUCGCUUGCGAAUGAAGGUAGAAAUUUUCAGAAAUUUUCAAACCGCAGCGCCGAAGCGGAGUUGUUGCCGCAGGCUUUCUCGACAAUCAGACAGCUUUCUUCGAAAUCGAAGUUCAAAAUCGGCGCUCGUUUUACUCAUGGAGCGAUGAGACAGCGCCUGAAAUUUUUCCAAACAAAGCAAAAUUGCCUUCCGGUCAGUGAUAAUUUGAAAAUGAGUUUUUACUUGACAGUAAGACGACAGGCAGUAUUUGUAAGAUCACUUGCUUCAGGAAUUGAUAACAUUCGACCUCAUCUGCAAAACGUUGACAACGUUCCACUGCUGGUUAGUCUGUUCACAGAUUGCAACCACCUGGCAAGUCGCGAAAUGAUUGAAAUAAUGCAGGUUCGAUAA